UCCCCAUCACCACCACACACACCAAAAUGGGCUUUAGGGUUUUACUCUCACUACUACUCCUAACCUCCUUCACCAUCAACACCUUUGCUGCUGACGUCGGUGACAACGUCAGCUGGACUCAGUCCCCUCACCACGCGCCAUCACACCAACCGGUAGCCGCACCCGCACCCCACCAUCACCACCACCACCACCCCCACCACGCGCCAUCAUACCAACCGGUGGCAGCACCAGCACCCCACCACCACCACCACCACAAACUUGCUACUUCCCACGCGCCUUCCAAGGCCCCUGCUCACGCUCCGGUUCCGGUUCAGGUUCAGCCACCCACCAAGGCUCCGGUUCAGCCACCCACCACCUCACCGGCACCGGUUCUGCCGCCUCUGCCGCCGAGAAAACUGGUGGCGAUUCAGGGUGUGGUUUACUGUAAGGCUUGUAAGUAUAAGGGGGUUGAUACACUCAUUGGUGCUAAACCACUUCAAGGAGCUGAGGUGCUGUUAACAUGCAACAAUACAAAGUAUCCACUGAGGGUCAAAGGUACAACUGACAAGAACGGGUACUUCUUCAUCAAGCCACCCAAGACUUUGACCACAUAUGGGUCCCACAGGUGCAGAGUGAGCUUGUUAAGCUCACCCAUGGCUACAUGCAACCAACCCACUGAUCUUCAUGCUGGAGUCAAGGGGUCUUUGUUGAUGCCUAACAAGAAGCCACCAUUGUCGAGCCCAGAUGCUCACCCACUUCCCUAUGAUGUGUUUAGUGUGGGUCCGUUUGCGUUUGAAGCUUCUUCCAAGACUCCAUGCGCUAAAGAAAGUUUGGAGGACUAGUUUAGCAUUUGAGGAAUAGUUAAGGGGUCGUGUUUUAAGUUUUAUGAUUUUAGCUUAUUUUAAAAGCCUUAAGUUGGUGUGUGGUGGUUGUAAUUUUUAAGGUGUCCUUUGAUUUCUAUUUGAGAAUGAAAAUGUCGACGUUGAUGGAUGCAACAUUUGCCCUU
Molecule: messenger RNA, 985 nt
Organism: Helianthus annuus (common sunflower)
Lineage: Eukaryota; Viridiplantae; Streptophyta; Magnoliopsida; Asterales; Asteraceae
Product: non-classical arabinogalactan protein 31
Exons: 2
Coding region: 27-821 (264 amino acids)
Source: RefSeq, a predicted model, not a curated record